AUGGCAGAAGGCCAGCAGCAGCAACAGCAGCAGCAGACGUCGUUGCAGAGUCAGAAGGUGUCUGAUAUCAUUCGUAGCUAUCGUCCUACAAAGGCCUUCAAAACGUCAAAGAAUGAGCCCACCAACUACGUAACAUCUCUGGAUUUCGAUGACCAGGGUGACUACCUCGUUGCGGCCGGCGACGAUGAGACAAUCCAGGUUUUUGACAUCAAGGAGGGUAAAUCCUCAAAAACUGUUCCUAGCAAGAAAUACGGUGUUCAUCUAGCUCGGUUCACACAUCACUCUCGCCAGGUCCUUCACGCAAGUACCAAGGUCGAUGAUUCGCUACGAUUGCUCGACCUCCACAAUGAGGGUUACGUGCGGUAUUUCUCCGGCCAUACAGACAAAGUGACUUCCUUGGCUCUCUCUCCUGGUAACGACGCCUUCAUCUCGUGUUCCAAGGACAAUACCGUUUCGCUCUGGGACCUCAAUUCGAGAAACGUACAGGGUAAAUUGAAUCUCGCAACACCGUAUCUGGUUGCAUUCGACCCCUCCGCCUCUGUGAUCGCUAUUGCGUCCCAGUCAACCGCAUCCGUACUCCUUUAUGAUUUCCGCAAUUACGACAAGGCGCCGUUCUCGACCUUCGACCUGGCUCCUUAUGAAGAAAGAUACACUCCCUCUACCCGGGGUAGAGCAUGGACUCGCCUGGAGUUCUCUAAUGAUGGAAAACACCUACUGGUUGGAACGGACUUUCAUGGUCAUUUUCUCCUCGAUGCCUUUGACGGCGUUGUGAAGGCCUUUUUGGUUGGUAAGAAUGGAUCAUCGGGAAGAGCUGCCCCGGUUUCGACAACUGGGAAGCCUGUCGGCCAAGGGGAUGCCUGCUUCACACCAGACGGACGAUAUGUCAUUGGAGGAUCAGGCGAUCAGCCUGAUAUUCUCAUGUGGGAUACACAACAGCCUCCGGAUUCAAACCUCUUUUUGCAGCCCAUGGGCAGGUCAUCUCACCGUGGCCGCACUGCCCUUAUCGAGUACAAUCCGAGAUACAAUAUGAUUGCUACGGCUGACAAGGAGAUUGUCUUCUGGCUUCCUGAAGAUAGCUCUAAACCGGCUGAUAAAUAA
Aspergillus wentii DTO 134E9 is the source of this 1098-nucleotide messenger RNA. RefSeq names its product WD-repeat containing protein SWD2. The record is from RefSeq and is a predicted model, not a curated record. NCBI's taxonomy places the organism in Eukaryota, Fungi, Ascomycota, Eurotiomycetes, Eurotiales, Aspergillaceae. The transcript has 3 exons. The coding region runs from base 1 to 1098 and encodes 365 amino acids. Gene Ontology annotation, molecular function: chromatin binding; protein binding. Gene Ontology annotation, cellular component: Set1C/COMPASS complex.